Molecule: messenger RNA, 489 nt
Organism: Penicillium roqueforti
Lineage: Eukaryota; Fungi; Ascomycota; Eurotiomycetes; Eurotiales; Aspergillaceae
Exons: 1
Coding region: 1-489 (162 amino acids)
Source: RefSeq, a predicted model, not a curated record
AUGCCUUUUCUACAAGCGAGUGUGUUCCAGUCAAGCCAGCUCGAGCAUGGCCACCAAUUCCACUUCAAGGACCCCCACAACAGCCAACCAGGUUGGCUCUGGGGGUCUGUGACUCUUCCGGAUACCAUGGGCCUUGGAACCAGUGACAAGGAGAUUAUAGUACAUAUAUGUGAGACCAUCGCAGCAGGCUUGGUUACUUGGAGCGAUAGUGCGAUGCACGGCUUGGGCAAAUACUGCAUCUCGUUUCCGAUCAAGUUGGAAACACCCAAGCAGGACUUGAAAAGGCUGAUGAUUCAGGUUGAGUACGCGGCACUGUGGUGGGUGAGUUUCAUCCGCGCGGAGACUGUUUCUAUUGACAAGCACAUGCUUUUCCGGGCCCGUCAGCCGCCCCCGGAUCGUGAGGAUCAACUUUUGGAUGUGCCUUUCCAUUGGGAUAAGCCUGACUACACGGCUCUGAAUCCGUGGUCUGUAGUCACUGUGCUACGGUAG